Messenger RNA from Acipenser ruthenus (sterlet), 2886 nucleotides. It is a transcript of the gene impa2, whose product is annotated as inositol monophosphatase 2. The record is from RefSeq and is a predicted model, not a curated record. Gene Ontology annotation, biological process: signal transduction; inositol metabolic process; phosphatidylinositol phosphate biosynthetic process. Bases 453 to 1430 code for a protein of 325 amino acids. Lineage: Eukaryota; Metazoa; Chordata; Actinopteri; Acipenseriformes; Acipenseridae. Gene Ontology annotation, molecular function: inositol monophosphate 1-phosphatase activity. The transcript is spliced from 9 exons.
GUCGCUUAACCUCCUUGUGCUCCGUCUUUCGGGUGAGACGUAGUUGUAAGUGACUCUGCAGCUGAUGCAUAGCUCACACACCCUAGUCUCUGUAAGUCGCCUUGGAUAAAGGCGUCUGCUAAAUAAACAAAUACAAAUAGUAAAUGUAUACUGGAUGAGAAGACAGUAUUUUGCUGCUGCCGCGCACACGUUAUUUGCUAACACUUAGGAUUACAAAUCAUAACAAAUGAAUCCGCUGCGCUGGAGUAUGACGGUGGGACUGUGGUGAUUCUGUGUAACAGAAGCAGAGGCGGUUCCUGGGGACUACGAGUCAUAACUGGAGCAAGGACACAAAAUCAAGAUUCUUAAAGGAUACAAUGAGCAUUUGAAACCAAGGAAGUUUUGUUGUUGUGCAUUGAGAAAAGUGGCUACACUGUUUAAUUAGAAAACACCAUUUUAUUUUAACCAAAAAUAUGGCCUCUUCCGAGGAAAACGAAAUGUACUCAAAAAAGCAAUGGGAAGGAUGUAUGGAGAUUGCAGUUCAAACCGCACGCACAGCGGGGCAGGUAAUUAGAGAAGCAUUUAAACACGAGAAAGAAGUCUCUACAAAAAGCUCCCCAGUGGACCUGGUCACUGAAACAGACAGACUGGUUGAGGAUCUGAUUAUUUCUUCCCUAAGAGAGAAGUAUCCAUCACACAGGUUUAUUGGUGAGGAAUCAUCUGCUGCUGGUGAAAAAUGUCUUCUAACAGAUAGCCCGACCUGGAUUAUUGAUCCAAUAGAUGGCACGUGUAAUUUUAUACACAGUUUCCCAAUGGUGGCAGUCAGCAUUGGAUUUGCUGUGAACAAAGAGCUUGAAUUUGGUGUCAUUUACCAUUGCCUCGACGAGAAUUUAUACACUGCUAGAAAGGGCCAUGGGGCAUUUUGCAAUGGCAUACAGCUUCAAGUAUCAAAGGAAACAGCAGACGCCUUUACCCACGGCGACUUACAGAGACUAGGGUGUGUGAACUAUGCAUCAGCUGCAGAGUCACUUACAAUUACGUCUCACCUGAAAGACGGAGCACAAGAAGAUAUGUCCAAGGCUUUGAUUUUAACUGAAAUUGGGGCAAAACGAGACCCCGCUACUCUGAAGAUAUUUUCAGGGAAUAUGGAGAGGCUACUUAAGGCACAAGUCCAUGGCAUCCGUGUGAUCGGUAGUGCCACCCUGGCUCUGUGCCAGGUGGCAUCCGGGGCAGCAGAUGCUUAUUACCAGUUUGGGCUUCACUGUUGGGACAUUGCAGCAGCAGCAGUCAUAAUCAGAGAAGCUGGUGGCAAUGUGAUCGAUACCUCAGGAGGACCGCUGGACCUCAUGUCUCGCAGGAUUGUUGCAGCAGGCACAGUGGAGAUGGCCCAUUACAUCGCUCAGGAGAUUCAGACUAUAACCUACGAACGAGACGAUCACAAUGCAAAUUGAUUUUUGUUUCGUAAAAGCAUAAGAAAUACAAAAAGGUCAAGUCUCCCCCACUAAAAUAUUCCCUCAAAUAUAAAACAAACGAAGCAAAAUGAUAUGCUAUAAUGCUGUUUUAAAAAUGAAUAUGUGGAAAAUAUGCAACAGUUGCAUUACUGUGAAUUUUUAUAAUCCUUGCAGACACGUCCACUGCCUGCUGCUGGUGAAGUUUCAAGCAGCGCAAGAAACUUUUUGUGGUUUUAAAAAAAAAACUAAACAUUGACAGAUUACUUAUGCUCCGAUGAUCACAGACUUUAUUUUAGACUUGCAGUACAGAAUUCACACUAUGCAGGACUUCUGUUUCUGGUCAGUAUGAAUCUGGCAAUGUGGUGUUUUAAUAAUUUAAUAGUAAUUGGAAAUAUUAAGAGGAAUUUAUCAUUUCAUUGGUUAAAUAAAUUAUCAAGAUUUCAAAAAAAUUGUGUACAUUUAGCAAUACCCUCUUAAGGUGCCUCUUAUGGCAAGGUGGACUAUAUCAUGCCUUUUGUGUGGUAUAAUGUACAGGGGAUUUCAAAUGGAUAACAAGUACUGUACACUUUAUACUGUAAACAUACUAUAAAACACGCCAAGGUUGCACAAUAAUAAAUUCAGUACAGAAUAAAUACAGGAAAACAGUGAUCCAUCAUUUGCUUGUGCCGAGUUGGCUUUGAAUAGUUUUAUUUCUUUAAUUGUUGUUGUUUUUUUUAAAUGUAGGUACAAAUUGAAUGUGAUAAAAAUGAGUGUACCUUAACAGUGGUCAAUCAGAAAAACAUUCAAAGAGUAACCAAACAGAAUUCAUAUAUACAUAUCAAUUCAUAGCCAAUGUAUGUAUUGUCUAUCUACAUUGGAAUUGAACUGUUAAGGUUAGGGCUAUGAAUCUUUUCCUAUUUUUACUGUCCAAGUUAAAUAUUGUUACAAACCUUGGAAGUUGCAAAGUAACGCAACAAGUAUUUGUCUCCAGGGAGGAUGCAAAUAAAUAAAAUUACCAAUUGUUAAUUUCACAAGGAAGUAUAUUGUUUUUGUUUUCACCAAUAUUUAGGACCCAUUAAGAAGCAGUAUUGUACUGUAGAAGUCACAUUGUGUUCUCUGUCACUUGAAGUCAUACGAAAUUGAACAAUGUUUUGGUUUGUACUGGAACCUCACUCUCCUGCCAUAUUACCAUGCAUAACUAUUACUGUUAUUCACAAUUCACAAAGAAGGUGUGCCUUAAUAAACAGAUACAUUAAAAUGUACUAUUGUGUAAAGGUAUAACAAAAACCAUUGUAUGUAUUAUUUAACCGUUUAUUAAGUAACAGGAACAGGAAACAUUGCAGGAUUAGUGGGUGUAGUUUUCAUCAAUAAAAAACCACAUCAGCCUAAAAAUAAACUGCUUGUUAUUUUUUUUACCUUCUGUGUUUAAAAGAGCAACUAAAACGUGAUAAUUGAAGCUAUGGUCAUUCCCUGCAUU